CAGCUUCACCAGGAGCCUCAGCAGCACCGGACAGCCAAGCACGAUGAAGCUUUCCAUGAUCGUCGUUUUCUGCUCCCUGGUCCUGGGCGUCAGCAGCCAAGGAUGGGGCACAUUCCUCAGGGAAGCUGGUCAAGGGGCCAAAGACAUGUGGAGAGCCUACUCUGACAUGAGAGAAGCCAAUUACAAAAAUGCAGACAAAUACUUCCAUGCCCGGGGGAACUAUGACGCUGCACGAAGGGGACCAGGGGGCGCCUGGGCUGCUAAAGUGAUCAGCGAUGCCAGAGAGGGUUCUCAGAGAAUCACUGACCUGUUUAAGUACGGAUCCAGUGGCCAUGGAACGAGGGACUCGAGGGCUGACCAGGAAGCCAACAGAUGGGGCCGGAGAGGCAACAACCCCAAUCGCUACAGACCUGCUGGCCUGCCCAAAAAGUACUGAUCUUCACUCUGCUCCCAGGAGAUGGGGCUGUGAGCCCCUGGGGUCAGGGACAGGAGUCAUUGACUUGUAUGUAC
This is a messenger RNA of Molossus molossus (Pallas's mastiff bat), 510 nucleotides long. Its product is annotated as serum amyloid A-2 protein-like. The record is from RefSeq and is a predicted model, not a curated record. The coding region runs from base 44 to 436 and encodes 130 amino acids. The transcript has 4 exons. Lineage: Eukaryota; Metazoa; Chordata; Mammalia; Chiroptera; Molossidae. Gene Ontology annotation, cellular component: extracellular region.